Messenger RNA from Nymphaea colorata (pocket water lily), 1464 nucleotides. RefSeq names its product chlorophyllase-2-like. The transcript is spliced from 3 exons. The record is from RefSeq and is a predicted model, not a curated record. Gene Ontology annotation, biological process: chlorophyll catabolic process. Lineage: Eukaryota; Viridiplantae; Streptophyta; Magnoliopsida; Nymphaeales; Nymphaeaceae. Bases 454 to 1440 code for a protein of 328 amino acids. Gene Ontology annotation, molecular function: chlorophyllase activity.
AAAUCUUUCAUUCAUGACCCAUUUAUGUAGCCAAGCCAAGCGGAGUUUAAAGGAGUCGAGUUCUUACAACUCGAACUCAACUCUCUUAACAUUUGAAGCACAAAUUUAAACUUGAUCUCGACUCAUUUUUUACCGUCGACUUUGAGUCUGAACUCAACUCAUUGAUGCAGACCUAUCUCUGCUUGGUAUUUUUGUCAACAAAAUAUGCAUUUUCUUUGUUUCUUUUUUGUGGGGGGAAUCAGAUGAGGAUCAACGCGGACAAAACAUAGGCUAUGGUACAAUUGCAAGCUGGAUGGAUCAUGGACCAAAAUUGAUUUCACUCUUUAUUCGUGCAAGGGAAGUACCAGGUCGCGGAUAUCGUUGUAGACGGUGAGGAUCCUCUGUCUCCGCCCAAACCGCUUCUGAUUGCUCAUCCCACUGAAGAAGGCCUGUACCCAACUUUGGUCUUCCUGCAUGGCUUUCCCCUUCAAAAUUCCAUGUACAGUCAGUUGCUGCACCAUGUUGCUUCUCACGGCUUCACUGUGGUGGCUCCUCAGGAAAAGUGUCCACAGCAUGGCUACUGAUGUAUUCGUGCAAGGGAAGUACCAGGUCGCGGAUAUCGUUGUAGCCGGUGAGGAUCCUCUGUCUCCGCCCAAACCGCUUCUGAUUGUUCAUCCCACUGAAGAAGGCCUGUACCCAACUUUGGUCUUCCUGCAUGGCUUUUCCCUUCAAAAUUCCAUGUACAGACAGUUGCUGCACCAUGUUGCUUCUCAUGGCUUCACUGUGGUGGCUCCUCAGCUGGACAAUAUUCUAAGAUCUGAUUGGAUGGAAGACAUCAAGUCAGUAGCAGCCACAGUGGACUGGUUACCAGUUGGUUUGCAGCCAAAGCUGCCAGAGGAAGUGCUGCCGGACCUCACCAGGCUAGCCAUUGCCGGCCACAGCUGGGGAGGGAAACUAUCCUUUGCCCUUUCACUGGGUAUAGACGCCAAGCCCAGGCUGACCUUCUCGGCGCUGCUGGGCAUAGAGCCAAGCGAUGGAACAGCACCGGGCGUCCAGAUCGACCCACCAGUCCUGACCUUCGUCCCGGACUCCCUCGACCCCAAGGUGCCGGUCUUGGUGGUGGGCGCAGCCCUCAGCAGUGUGAAGAGGGAACCGGAGCUUCCUGCCUGUGCGCCGGAGGGCGUCAACCAUGAAGAGUUCUUCAAAGAGUGUGUGGCACCAGUCUUCUACGCCGUGGCUAGGGACUACGGCCAUGUGGACAUGUUGGAUGAAUCUGUCCCUGUUACAGUCUGCGCGGGUGGGGAUAACAGAGAGGCCUUGAGGAGGUUCGUUGGUGGCAUCAUGGUUGCGUUUUUGAAGGCCUAUUUGAUCCUUGACGCCCACGAUCUUAACAAGAUUUUUGAGAUGCCAGAUCGAGUUUCUCCUGUGGUACUAUCAACAGUUGAAAUGAAGAAGAAUUAAUUAGAUGCUAGAUUUAAUGUGUGC